This is a messenger RNA of Leptomonas pyrrhocoris, 804 nucleotides long. RefSeq lists its product as hypothetical. The coding region runs from base 100 to 804 and encodes 234 amino acids. Gene Ontology annotation, cellular component: Shu complex. The transcript has a single exon. Gene Ontology annotation, biological process: double-strand break repair via homologous recombination. Gene Ontology annotation, molecular function: single-stranded DNA binding. The record is from RefSeq and is a predicted model, not a curated record. Lineage: Eukaryota; Euglenozoa; Kinetoplastea; Trypanosomatida; Trypanosomatidae.
AGUCUUUUCCACUGCCCCAAAAAGCGGACGCUCCGCACCGCGUGUUUCUAAGGCGGUCUCGCUGAGGUGACAAAGGGAAGAGAGGCGCGAGAAAGAGUCAUGGCGGUGACCCGCCAGGAGAUGUUGGACGCCGCCGUGUUCUUCGAGGAAGGCCGUCGCCCUUCCCAGCCGCUGCGAGGUCAUGGCUUUCUUCUCCACGGCGCACGCGCGUCCGGGAAGACGUCCCUGGCGUUUCAGGCAGCCAUCAACACCGUUCAGCGCGAAGGGGAACGCGGACAGGUCGUGGUGCUCUGCCAGGAGUCCGCGUUUUACGCCAAAGUACCGGUGCCCUUCACCCCCCUCGGCGCCCUCUCGCCGUCCGAGUUGGGCCGAAUCGAGUUCGUGUACGUCGAGAGCUGGAGUGCGGCGCUGCGGGAGUUGAUGGAGCUGCGCACUCUCCAUGCGGUGCCGCCGCUGCUGCUGAUCGACGAUGACGGGUUCGAGGUGGAGACACCGUCAGCUCGGCUCGGUAGGAGUGGCCAGCAUGCCGACGUGCUCACCUCCACCGCCGCCGCGGCGUGUCUCUCUUACUUGGAAAACAUCCACGAUUGGAUAACGCGGAAUCGGAGGCCGUUCUCAUACGUUCUCGUCACGAACGCGCUGCCGGAAUCGGCGACGCGGCUGGCGCUGCCCUACGCCGCCUUUCCGUUGGUGAGUGUGUGGGUGGGUGCGUCUGGCGUGGUGCAGGUGACGCCGGUGCCGUGUGAUCCCACUGUGAUCGCGCCGGCGUACCUGACGUGGCGGAACGGAUUGCAGCUGCGGUAA